Molecule: messenger RNA, 783 nt
Organism: Puma concolor (puma)
Lineage: Eukaryota; Metazoa; Chordata; Mammalia; Carnivora; Felidae
Source: RefSeq, a predicted model, not a curated record
AUGGAGCAUGUUCUAGUGAGCACCUCGGUGCCCUUGACCUUCUAUGGAUUCGCCAUCAGUGAUAAAAUCCCUAUGACUUCCUCCAAAAUUAUCCAGGAUUUCCUGUUUGCGCUCCGGCAGCCGGACCCAUUGGCGGUGCUACACGAACCCCUGAUUGACGAGGACCCUGUGUUCAUCGCCACGUGCACAGAGCGGGAACUGCGAAAGAGGAAAAAGCGGAAAUUCAGCCUCUGGGUCAGGCAGUGUUCUUCCACCGGCUUCAUCAUCCAGAUUUAUGUCCACCUGAAGGAAGGCGGGGGCCCCGAUGGGCUGGAUGCGCUGAAGAAUAAGCCCCAGCUCCACAGCAUGGUCGCCCGAAGCCUGUGCCGGAACGCGGCGGGCAAGAACUACAUCAUCUUCACGGGGCCCAGCAUCACCAGCCUGACCCUGUUCGAGGAGCUGGAAAAGCAAGGAGUGAUCAUCAAGAGGAAGACUGGGGAGAUCCCCUGCCCCUUGGCCGUGGAGGCGUUCGCUGCUCACCUUAGCUACAUCUGCAAAUACGACGACAAGUACAGCAAGUAUUUCAUUUCUCAUAAACCAAACAAGACCUGGCAACAGGUGUUCUGGUUCGCCAUCAGCAUCGCGAUCAAUAACGCCUACAUCCUGUACAAGAUGUCAGACGCCUACCACGUGAAGAGAAGCGGCCACCCACCCGGUGCCGGGGCGGGCGCCGCACCCAGACUCCACGUGCCGGCGGGCGCGCUGUCCGUGGCAUUGGCCCAGCAGGGCGCUGCCUCCUCGUGA